Messenger RNA from Homarus americanus (American lobster), 4393 nucleotides. RefSeq lists its product as uncharacterized. The record is from RefSeq and is a predicted model, not a curated record. Lineage: Eukaryota; Metazoa; Arthropoda; Malacostraca; Decapoda; Nephropidae. The coding region runs from base 77 to 2638 and encodes 853 amino acids. The transcript is spliced from 10 exons.
CGGCAGAAGUAAACAAAGUUGAGACGCCGACCACUGUGAUUCCUUUGCUGUCUUUUUCUAUGAGGGCUUUCUACACAUGAACAAAGGAAGCAACAACCAUUACACUCUCCUUCUCCAAGAUGAAGCAGAGACUGAUGGAGUAGGCUUGGAGGAAGAGGAGGAAGAAGUAGAAGCUGGGCUGAAUGUGAUGGAGGAAGAAGAGGAAGAGGAGGAUGAAGAGGAAGAAGAAGAUGAUGAGCCUAUGGAAGAGAGUGAUGAAGAGGAAAUAUUCAGCAGCAGCAAACACCGCACACUUUUACACCAUGAGGGGGCAAAUUUAAAUGGACAAAAUCAUAUUGGGGGGCACGGAAAUGAAUACCGAUUAUUGAACAACAAUGAUGCAGAUCUUAAGACAGUUUUGGACACGCCAAUUACUAUAUGGACACCUACACCAAUGUCUCCAGCUCGUAGAGCAUGUUUUAUUGCUUCCAUCAUGUUUGGAAUUUUAGUUGUGGCAACCUUUCUCUGGGUGUUACCGUGUGAUGUACAGCCGUGUGAAGGAGAACUCGGCUUGACAGAUAGAGAUUGGGCUGUAAAGAUUGAAGGAAUGGGCAUCAAUCAAACCAUACUGGUGAGAAGACUUGCUGGAGGUGACAAUGUUCUGCUCAGUUAUUAUACAUCUAUCAAUAUAUCUAGUUGGGAGCAGGAUAAUUCCUCUCUCUCGGCAAAUGAAUCAUGGCAGUCUGAUCAUACACAGACAGAUUGUAGUAAUUGUGGUGUAGGAGAAAGUGAUGAUGGUGGUGUUAAUGAUGGCCAUUGUGGUCUUUUGAUGCUGGACGGCAACUUGGGGCGAGAAAACUGGCGUAUUCCUCUAAGAGAAUGUCCUGUAGAUAUACAGUGUGAAUUGCUUGAUAUUAGUGGAGACAGAAUACCGGAUUGCAUUGUGCGGGGAACUCAUUCUAUGGUCUUCAUGAUUGAAGCACGAUAUGGCACCCCAGUGUGGCACCUGCAUGUACAUAAGGAUUUUGAAGAUUCCUCAUCAUCAUCGCCUCAACCAACACCUCAGACUUCACAUCCUCCACUAAGGCUGUACCAUCCUGGCCCUGCGCUGCUGCUUCCAGAUUUAAAUAAUGACAGCUUUGGAGAGCUCCUUUUCUCAGGCUUGUUGUCCUCUGAGAAAACUCAUUCUUGGAAUCGGGAAUAUGCAGAUUUUGAUAAUUGGAAUGGUGAAUCGGAUUUGCCAGAAUCUGUGACAUCAGAUGCCUACACAAAUCACUUAGUUCUUGUUUGUGGACAAUCAGGAAGUGUUAUGGGUUCUCCAUUAGUUCUCGAACAGUGCCAAAAGAUACUGUCUGUUACAUCAGAUGGUGAAACAAUUUCAUAUUCUUGCUUAGGCAGCAAAGGUGAUACAACACCUGGAAAGAUCCAUCUGACAGUUCUGCUGCACCGGAUAUUAGGUGCUGCUGCUCCAACACAAGAAUCACAAUCUUCCCAGGAGAAUUUAAAUCUUCAAAAUCAACACCACCAAGUUCAUAACACGCAGAGAGAUCCCUGUCAAAUGGUUGUACAUAAUAAUGGUGUGUGUCCCCUGUGUCAAUCAAAAAUCCAACUCACAAAUUCAGAUGGUCAUGUAUUAUGGCAUAAAGAUUAUGAACACAGUGCAGUUGUGUCGUGGGCAGCCCUCUUAUCAAAUGGGGAGUGUCAUGGUGCAAUACUGAAGGUUUGGGAGUGGAAGCAUGUGACAAAUAUUAUUAAAACUGUCAAACCAUCACCCUCAAUUAUUCGAAGAACAACCAGAAGUAGUUUCAUCAGUGAUGGGACAGAGAGUGUAGAAACUGAACCUACAUAUCCUGAAAAAGAUAUGGAAGACAAAACUGAAUUGGAUAUUGCAUUUAAUUCAAGUCUUACCUCUGAAUCCAAUCAAAUAUCUGAUAAACCUUAUGAUAAUUUUUUAAAUAAAUAUUCUAAAGAUGGUCAUGCAAGCUUGAACAAAGAGAUCAUAAAUCCCGUGAGAGAGGAUUAUUCUGACGUACAACCACCAACAACUUUAGAAAGCCCAAGAGCCAGGAGAAACUAUCUUCAGGAGGCACAGAAGCCGCUAUACGAGCACCCAACGAUACAUCAUCGUCAUGGAAAACAAGCAUCUGGCAGUCAUGAAGACCAUAGCAAGCUGCCAGAAAAUUUAGCUUCAGUACAGGAAACUUUUUCACCAGACCCAAAGAUAGAUUCUGAUACUCACGACUUUCACGAAAUCUACCAUCAUCCUAAACAGACGGUGACUUCUACAACCAUACCAAGCCCCAUCCCAACAGGCAUGAGGACAAUGCCUCCCAGUGUUCUGGCACCACAUGGUUAUCAGUUGCAGCAAAUACAUGAACGAUUAGCUCUGCUUAAAAGUAAUGGUACUGUUUGGCAUGAAGAAACAAUAGCAAAUUUGGGUUUAGGAAUUACUCAACUAUGUAAGAAUGAAAAUACCUGCAUACCUGAUGUUGAAUCUCAUGAAAGGUCAGUUGCAGUGACUCACGGUGUAGAGGAAAGGGCAUGGCAGCUGACUUCAAGUAGCACAACCUAUGUUAGUACACCCAUCAAUGGAGAGCAACAUCACACUUCUCCAUGGACCCUCACUUCCAUUGUUAGAAAAAUUAUUGUAUAUGUGUGAAAUCUCUUAAAAAUAAUUUUAUGCCACUCAAAUGUAUAUACUGUAUACUUAAAGAUGCUUAAUUAAUUGGUAUUAUUUGUUCAUUAAUUACAGAUUUCAAUAAUAGAAUAUAAAUAUUUCUAAUAGAGUACAGUAUAUGGUUACCGAAAUUUAUAUUUUCAUUUUUUUUUUUUUUAUUAUUAUUAUUGCUUCAUGCUAACUGGAAGUGUUCAUCUUUUUUUUUGCAGCAUUUUGAAAGUUUAUAUGUUGGUACAAACUUGGAGCUAGAGUUAUAUAGCUGUCUGUCCGUAAUCCCUUGAGUAUGAUGCCAACUCCUUGCAUACUGUUAAUGAAGCCAAAGAGUAAGAUAUGUUACCCCCAUGAUUAUCAUGAUCUAACCUCUAAAUCCCUUCUGUACAAUGUCUUAACAUAAUGAAUACAUUGACCAGUUUCCUUAAGUAUGAUGACAUUGUACUCAAGGGGUUAAGUCAUCAUACUCAAGGGGCCAACUAAAUGUGCAUAUCAUUCUAUAUGGAAAUAUUUAUUACAUAGUCGAAUUGCUAAACCUGGUGUCAUGCAUUAUACAGUAAUGUAAUUAAGUAUUGGUUGUGGCUAUUUAGAUCAGUUAGUUUCAGGCUUUGGCACCAAAUGAUAGACAGAAACAGGUGCUGACUAUUUUGGCUUACAAGUAGCUAUGCUCAUUCUGUUGACGUGUUUUUAGUACAAGUCUAAAAUAUUUACAGAAAGGUCUACAAUGUGGCUCCGGGUGUAAAGUUGUAAGUAUAUUGCAGUUGUUAGAGAUACAGUGUUUCACAUUAUUGCGCUUUAUGAAGGGAGCCUUUUUUUUUUCCAAGAUUUUUUACAAUUUAAGUGAAUGAAGUUUAAGAUAGCCUGAACUUGCUAGCUUCCUUAGCAGAAAUAAGCAGAAAUCUAGUACAGUAAUUUACUCCAUAGGUGUAAAAUAAAGAUGUAUUGUUGCCAGUUAUGCAAGUCAGGUAGCUAUUGUAUACUGUAUUUGUCUAUAGGUUUGACACACAGUGAGAUUCAGUACAUUUCUAAUUUUUUUCAUACAAAUAGACAACUGGAUUUUUUGUUCAGUGGGAAUUUACUCUUGACUUUACAUGCAUAUAGAAGUCCAUGGAAAAAUAUUACAUCUAUAUGCAGUUUCCUAUGCCACAGUCAUAAUUUGAUGAUAUUGGUAAGUUACCAAGUUUUGCUAUUCAUAAUCUGCAACUAUGCAUUCAUCAACACUCCAAAUACCAAACAAUUCCAUUUCUUUAAAAUCAAGUUUGUACUCCCCCCCCCCUAAAUUAUUUAACUACUACUGUAUUGUACAGUACAGUACAGUAUACAGUAUGCAAAUACUGAAAUACUGUAGAUACAAAUCUUGAACAUUGUAAAUUUCCCAAGAGUAGGAAUCUCGGGUACUUUUCUUUUUACAUAAUUUUAAUAUUUGAAGCUUGAAGUUUCUUUUAAAAUAUUUAAAGUGCAGAAAAACUAUUUAUCCAAAGCGCAUCAUCACCUUCAUCCUUUUUUUUUUCCAUCAUAUCAUGUACGCUUGUUUUCCCUCCUACCCCUCCAUCCAGGCAAGCCCAUCCAGCAUUACCAUAGAGUUGAACUGUCCUGUGAUCCUGGUGUACUGUACACUAUAUCUCCAGUUGAGCGUUUUACCAAUUUUAUUUCCAAAAUUUAAUUUGAUUUUUUGCCAAUUUUACAUUAGCUGUAUCAAGAGGUCAAUAUUUUAGAUUUAUAAAAUUAUUUUAUGAUAUAUUUAAG